Pecten maximus is the source of this 1112-nucleotide messenger RNA. RefSeq names its product nicotinamidase-like. The record is from RefSeq and is a predicted model, not a curated record. Lineage: Eukaryota; Metazoa; Mollusca; Bivalvia; Pectinida; Pectinidae. The transcript has 6 exons. The coding region runs from base 213 to 1076 and encodes 287 amino acids.
UUACUGUAGACGGAACCUGAAGAAGCUAUGCAUUGAGAUAUAUAUGUAUCGGGAGGCGUAAACCGAUCGCGACCUUUCUGCGCCAACAGUCGGUCUUGAUUGACGUUCCUCUAUCUCUCAGAGCUAUAUUGUGACACAGGACCGAGUAGGACCAUUAAAAGGUUCCCACUGUUGACAGAGUCUGUUUACAAAGCACAACGGGAUAUAAGACGAUGUUAGCUGGUGUAAGGUUGUUUUGGAUACUUAUUGUAUCCACAAUCCCUGCUGUUCUGUCCGAAAAUGUUGCCUUCAUCAUCAUCGAUGUCCAAAAUUGUUUCCUACCCGGAGGAAGCCUUGCAGUUUCAAACGGAGAGGAAGUCGUACCAAUAAUCAACGCUCUCCGCAGUGACUACGAACACGCAUUCCGAUUGGUUGUUUUAUCCCAGGACUGGCAUUGCUCUGAUCACAUUUCGUUUGCCUCCCAACACAAUGGAUCUGACGUCUAUACUGAAGUGACGUUAUUUUACGAUAAGAAUGGAGUACUCUGUGACCCGGUGACCUCAUGCCAAGCCGUAGCAUACAACGUCACACAGAUGUUAUGGCCGGAUCAUUGCAUCAUCAACACGACCUCAGCCGAAUUUGACGACACUCUUGUGCGGAAGGACAGUGACAUUAUCAUCAGAAAGGGCUAUAAUUGUGAAGUUGAUUCCUACUCUGCAUUCUUUGACAAUGGUCAAAUCAGUCAAACUGGCCUGGAUACGAUCUUACAAGAUGCUGAUAUCUCAACUGUGUUUGUAACGGGUCUAGCUUUAGACUAUUGUGUGUAUUACACGUCAUCUGAUUCCAAGCGUUUAGGAUACACGACGUACCUAGUCCAGGAUGCCAGUCGUGGAGUCGCCAACGCUACAUCAGUGGCUGCCGUGGCGGACAUGAAAUCCAAAGGAAUUCACAUCAUACAGAGCAAAGAAGUCGGCGCCAUUUUGGAAUCGAUCACAAGUGGUGCUAGAUCACGUGGGGGUCCGAUAGUAACGAUUUAUAUAGUUGUCACGAUGGUAACUUUUAUGAAAUUGCUCGGUUGCCAAUCUGUCUCGGAAUGAUUUUGUAGCUUUUUAUAGUACAUGUAUGUACACGUA